AUGGAUUUGCAGAGAAGGUUGGUAGGUAUAGCUAAGAGUUUAUUUAGAAAAGCAGGAUUAGAGAAAUUAAAUGAGGCUUUACUGGAAUAUAGAAAUACUCCAAUUUCAGGUAUAAAUUUAUCACCAAGUCAAAUGCUAUUAAGUAGGAAUUUAAGAACACGAUUACCAAUUACACAAACAGAAUUGAAACCAACUGUAAAAGAUCAAUAUAGAGAAAAGGUGAGGAAUACAACGGAUUUUCGCCAGAUGGAACAAGGUUUGCUACAACUUCUUGAAGAUUUUCAUUCAGGAAAACUAGAGGCUUUUGGGCAAAACUGCACAUUUGAAAAGAUGGAAAAUGUACGAGAGCAGCAAGAAAGACUUGCAAGACUUCAUUUUGAUUUAAACGCUCAGCAAGAAAUUUAUGGACAGCACACAGAUGAAGGGCUCAAAAUGGCCAAAGGAAAUCUUUCCAAGUUAAUGGAAAAUCUUCAGAAACUUAGUCUUUCCAUAGAGCAAUUACAAUCAGGUAGUUUAGGAACUGAUGAUGAAAAGUCAUAAAAGUUCCCAAAUCACAUAAUGAGUGCAACUUUAUUUCAUUGUAUCUUUGUAGGAUUUUUCUCUACACAGAAUGCUAUUUCAAACAUUUAUUUAGCUAAUGUAAAUAAGCAGUUUAGUCAUAGAUGGCUGUGAUAUAAAUUUCUGAGUUUGUAUACCAGUUUGUCUUGGGGUAAAAAAAAUUUAACUGUUGUGCAUCAUUUUCAAAAUAUUUCAUAGUUUAUUGGCAAAUUGCAUGUUGACUUAUAUGGACAAUCUCAUUUCUUAUAUACCAACUAAAUUGUAUUUUUUAUAUUUAAUAUAAACUGUACUUUUUUUAAGCAACAGUUUAUUCAAAGCAUAAACUAUUGUGGUACAUAAUUAUAUUAUUUAAUGAGCUUGAUUAAAAUGUUUGGAUGCAAUUUUAUAUUUUUCUAAAAAUAGCUUUUCAUUGUAAGGUUAAAAACUUUCAGUAAUAAAGGUAUAUCCUUUCUCAGAAAGAGAAGUAGCUACUAAUUUUCGUAAUAUUGAUUAAAUCUCUCAUUAUUUUUUUAAAUAAAGAAAGUUAAUUUAUAUAAGAAAUUAAAUUUAUGUUAAAUAUUUAUUUGUUAUGCAUUUGUAUAUUGUUAAAAAAUGAAAGGAUAUAGUCCAGUUUUACAAUGAGCUUCAGCUGAGCAUUUGCUCAAAAAUCAUGUAUUUGAAGCUUUUGACAGAUUUUUGACAUUCCAUUUUGAUGUUGAACUAAUAAUUAUAAAAUUUUAUAAACCAUUAUAUAGAUUUUUGAAGAAUGUCAGCCAUCAGUUUGAGAUAAAAUAUUAUAAAAUGAACUGAAAUAAUUUUUUUAUAUUUAAAGGAAAAAGUUUGUAUUUAUAAAUAUAAUGACAAAAUAAGAUAUUUCUGGGCCAUUACAUUAAUCAAAAUUUUCUUGCUGUGGAUGUUUUUGAUGUUAUCCUCAUUAAGGAAUUUAUUAUUGGCUUUUUGCCCUUGUAUUGAAUUUUAUGUCAAAUGAGCUUUAAUAUAUAAGUCUGGAUUCUUUUCAUUUUGUGAUAUUUUGUUGUUAUUAAAUGUUGUUUAGUUGCA
Stegodyphus dumicola is the source of this 1596-nucleotide messenger RNA. RefSeq lists its product as uncharacterized. NCBI's taxonomy places the organism in Eukaryota, Metazoa, Arthropoda, Arachnida, Araneae, Eresidae. The record is from RefSeq and is a predicted model, not a curated record.